AUCACGCAUACAAUUUGAGCAAACCGAUGACCAAAUCUAUCAAUGAAAAAUACAAUAACUACGUGCAAUACAUGAAUCAAAUAGACACUUCUAGAAUGGCAGAUGCUUACAACUCCGCCAUUUAUGGUGCACGUGACAUCAUCAACUCACAGUUAUCACCUUUAAAGACAAAUAGGGUUUAUUAUCAGGGUUAUAAUGCAUACAAAUACUGGGAGAUCCGGGAAAAUACAGAAAUGGUUGGAAAGGCUGUAGCUGAAUGGGUGAAAGAAGAAAUUGAAAAAGAACUAUCUGAUCUCAAAGCUUUCGUCUUGAAUCUUAUGAAAACCAAAGUUACAGUUUAUGAUCCCAGUAACGGAGAAAUUCAAAUGGAAUUGCAUCUCCCAGUUCCUCUUAAAUCACUCGAUGUGAUUCCAAAAGUUGACAUUGUUCCAUUUGUAACCAGAGCAAAAUCUUUCAUUCCAAGCAUGUCUUCGUUGUCAAUGCCAUCUACUGAUAUAACAUCAUGGCUUCCACCUUUCGAUGCCAUGGCAACAAUCGAGGGAAAUAAAAUUACAACAUUUGAUGGUGUGACAUAUGACCUUGACAACAGCUGUACAUUUAUGCUUGCUCGUGACUAUGUCAAUUCCAACUUCUCCGUAGUUCUCAACAGGAAUGGCAACAACAAGACCAUAGUUAUCAUCAAUGGUCAAACUUCAAUCAAAAUAUUCUCAAAUGGAAAGGUAACAAUUAACAACAAACAAAUUGAUCUUCCCGCUAUUGUUAAUGAUGUAUCACUUACAUCCCUUGAUGGUCACGUGUCUGUUAAUGUUGCUGGACAUCUGAAUGUUGACUACUACCAGGACCUCGAUACAUACAUGGUCAAAUUAAACGGAUACUAUUACGGCAAAACCAACGGUCUUUUGGGCUCCUAUGACAACGAACCAUCUAAUGAUAUGAUGACGUCAUUUGGAAAGGUCACAGACUCAGCUGAGAGAUUCGCCAAGACCUGGGACGUCGGAUCAGAACGAUGCCGUUAAGACAAAAAACUUUUAAAUGACCCCAACAAACGGACUCAAAUGAGAUAAAAAAAAAUUGAUUAAACUUGAUUAUAUUUAUUUGAUUUAUUUUCAAAAAACACUGAUUCUAAUAAGUUUCACAGUUUUCUAAACAUUUCACAAGAACUAUUUUAAUAUUUUUAAAAAGGUUAUGUUUAUGAACUAUAUGAUGUAUGUCAGCUUUUUACCACUGUGGUUAUGAUAAAUGUACUCUCGGUAUACAAACACGCUUCAAAUAAAAUUAAAAACAAUAAUGACUUACAACACUGUUUAUGAAAUCAACUCAAUAAAACCAUUCAAAAGCAUA
This is a messenger RNA of Ruditapes philippinarum (Manila clam), 1341 nucleotides long. RefSeq names its product apolipophorins-like. The record is from RefSeq and is a predicted model, not a curated record. NCBI's taxonomy places the organism in Eukaryota, Metazoa, Mollusca, Bivalvia, Venerida, Veneridae.